Molecule: messenger RNA, 1509 nt
Organism: Penicillium vulpinum
Lineage: Eukaryota; Fungi; Ascomycota; Eurotiomycetes; Eurotiales; Aspergillaceae
Product: SF3a splicing factor complex subunit PRP9
Exons: 2
Coding region: 1-1509 (502 amino acids)
Biological process (GO): mRNA splicing, via spliceosome
Cellular component (GO): nucleus; spliceosomal complex
Molecular function (GO): RNA binding; zinc ion binding
Source: RefSeq, a predicted model, not a curated record
AUGUUGCUCGAAGAUCAAAGGUUCAUCCAUGAGGAUCUAGAGCGGCUGGAACAGGCUAUUGCUGAUCGCGUGGCGGAGGAGCCCCGAAAUGCCCGAGGUCGCUUAGCUCGCGACCAUGAAAUCGCCCAGUUCCUAGAGAGAAUCGAGAGCCAGUCCAAGCGACUUCUAGAGAUCUACCAGGAUGCCGAUGGACUACGGGAGAAGGAAAUACAGUCUAUCUCAACAGGUGAUCAAUUUGAGGAGUUCUACAAGCAGCUGGCGGACAUCAAAGACCACCACAAGCGUUACCCAAAUGAACCGAUCGAGAACCUCGAGCAAGCAUACAACCGCCGUCAGACCGCUGAAGGAGAGACUCCCCGCACCGCAAUUGAUAAUAUGUUCACUGGCGAAGAAGGGUUUGGACAGUACCUGGAUCUCACAACUAUCCAUGAAGAUUACCUGAACCUUCCAGGAGUUAAGCGCUUGUCAUACGUCCAAUAUCUCGACAUCUUCGAUGUCUUCACACCGCCAACUUUACCAAUUAAGCGGAAAGACAAGAUCUCCGAUCGUUACUUCAACUAUGUUGGCGAGCUUGCUAGUUAUUUGGAAAGUUUUAUCAAGAAAGUCCAGCCACUGCAACCCUUGGACGAGCUUUUCGCCAGCUUUGACCGGGAAUUCGAAAAGCAAUGGGCUGCGAAGGAGGUUCCGGGCUGGACAGAAGAAAAGUCCGACAAUGGUACAUCUGGCCCAGCAACUCAAGGGACCGGCGAGGGUAUUUGGUGCGCAGAUUGCGAGAAGGAAUUCAAGAACGAGAACGUCCACCGGAGCCACUUGACCGGCAAGAAGCACAUUCGAGCGGCAGAAGCCCGCAAAGCCGGCACAUCCGACGAGAAGCCAUCUGCCUCCCAAGGUCCGUCUUUGGCCCACAGUCUAAAGGAGCGCGCAGUUGCACGACGCGAACACCAAAUUCGAUCCUUGACGAAUGUCCUGCACGAGGAGCGACAAGCAACAAGAAUCAAUGUUGAACGCCGACAGGGUAUGACUGAACGUGAACGCCAAAUGGAAUGGGAAGCUGUACAAGCUGGGCUGGAUCACACGGGUCCCGAUACUCGUGCCGGCGAAGAAUCGGAGGAAGAGGACGAAGAGAUCGUUUACAACCCAUUGAAAUUGCCACUGGCAUGGGAUGGAAAACCUAUUCCGUUCUGGCUCUACAAGCUUCAUGGACUCGGUGUCGAAUACCAGUGCGAGAUCUGUGGAAACUUCACCUACAUGGGUCGACGAGCAUUUGACAAACAUUUCUCUGAAAACCUUCACAUCCACGGAUUGAAGUGUCUUGGCAUCACAUCAAACACCAAUCUCUUCCGUGAGAUCACUAGCAUCAACGAGGCCAUGGCGCUUUGGGAGCAGCUUGAGAAGGAUCGGAAGAAGGACAGAGAAUCACGUGAUAAUGUCGUUCAGAUGGAGGAUGCAGAGGGCAACGUUAUGCCCGAAAGGAUCUACCUGGAUUUGCAAAAGCAGGGCAUUCUCUAA